Micropterus salmoides (largemouth bass) is the source of this 927-nucleotide messenger RNA. RefSeq names its product olfactory receptor 11A1-like. Gene Ontology annotation, cellular component: membrane. Gene Ontology annotation, biological process: G protein-coupled receptor signaling pathway. The coding region runs from base 1 to 927 and encodes 308 amino acids. Gene Ontology annotation, molecular function: G protein-coupled receptor activity; olfactory receptor activity. Lineage: Eukaryota; Metazoa; Chordata; Actinopteri; Centrarchiformes; Centrarchidae. The transcript has a single exon. The record is from RefSeq and is a predicted model, not a curated record.
AUGACGAAUUCUACUCAGGGUUCAUAUUUCAUACUUGGUGCCUACUUUGACAGCGGUCCUUUAAAAUAUUUGUUUUUCAUGAUUCUUACAUCAUUAUAUACUUUUAUUCUCAGUUUAAAUCUUCUGCUCAUUGUGGUUAUCUGUAUGAACAGAAGCUUACAUGAACCUAUGUACCUUUUUCUGUGCAGCCUGUUUGUAAAUGAGCUGUAUGGUAGUACAGGGUUGUUUCCAUUCCUUCUGCUUCAGAUUCUCUCUGACAUUCACACUGUUUCUGCUCCCUUUUGUUUCCUGCAGAUUUUCUGUUUGUAUUCGUAUGUAGCUGUGGAAUUUGCCAAUUUAGCCAUCAUGUCUUAUGACAGAUACCUUGCAAUCUGUUAUCCUCUACACUAUAACACACGCAUGACAUUCAAGAAAGUCGUUAUGCUUAUUGGUGUAUCAUGGUUAUACCCUUUUGUUGUAGUUGCUGGUACGACAUCCUUAAGUUCCUCUUUACAGCUGUGUGGGAACAUCAUUAACAAAGUGUUCUGUGACAACUACUCUGUUGUCAAACUGGCCUGCUCUGACACCACAGUCAAUAACAUUUAUGGACUUAUUGCCACUUACUUUGUUGUCUUUGGUCCUUUAAUUUUAAUCUUUUGCACGUACAUGAGGAUUCUUAAAGUGUGUUUUUCUGGUUCUAAACAGACCAGACAAAAAGCUGUCAGUACCUGCACUCCUCACCUUGCUUCUCUGCUCAACUUUUGUUUUGGGGCAUCCUUUGAAGUAUUACAGAGCAGGUUUAACAUGAACAGUGUACCUCACAUGAUGCGAAUACUUUUAUCAUUGUACUGGAUAACAUGCCAACCGCUCUUUAACCCUUUGUUAUAUGGACUGAAACUAUCCAAAAUCUACAUCAACUGUAAACGUUUAUUUUCAUGGAAAGUUUAG